Paraglomus brasilianum is the source of this 537-nucleotide messenger RNA. NCBI's taxonomy places the organism in Eukaryota, Fungi, Glomeromycota, Glomeromycetes, Paraglomerales, Paraglomeraceae. The record is from the annotation of a GenBank genome assembly.
AUGCCGCCUAAACAGUUGUCUACAUCUCCUAAAAUCCUUACUAUACGUUCGAGGAUUGCCCAGGAGGCGCAUUUCAUAAUCAGUGAAAUUCUACCUGCAAAAAUUGUUUCCCUAAGUUCGGUUGAUAUGUACGAUAAUAGUCUAGCAGAAAUAAACGAGACAAGCGUUAAAAUAGUCUCUAAAAAACAUAGAGUGGAGGACAUGGCAGUUCAGUUGCCAAUACUCAUCAGUUACGAAAAGGAAAUCAGAAGUAUACACGCACUGCUUCGAAACGAAAUUAGCGAGCUCGUGGGAUUUUGUGGGAAAAUGCGAUUGUGGGCAACGUUAUUAUUGCCAAGAUUCAACAAUGGAAACGAGUUACAUGAACCUAUUGAAGGUAACGCAAUUGAAGAUAUAAUUGCCGAAUUAUCACGCAUUGAGAACGAAGGAUUUGCAUUUCUCGACAGUAUUGUGCAAUAUUAUAAUACGCGUGCGCGGCUGGAAACGUACGAAGUACAAGCCGGUACAAGAGCACAGUCGUGCGAUCGAGGCACUUGA